Molecule: messenger RNA, 9142 nt
Organism: Melospiza georgiana
Lineage: Eukaryota; Metazoa; Chordata; Aves; Passeriformes; Passerellidae
Gene: KCNH1
Product: potassium voltage-gated channel subfamily H member 1
Exons: 11
Coding region: 76-2949 (957 amino acids)
Biological process (GO): regulation of membrane potential; potassium ion transmembrane transport
Cellular component (GO): membrane
Molecular function (GO): delayed rectifier potassium channel activity
Source: RefSeq, a predicted model, not a curated record
GCGGCGCGGCAGAGCGCGGCUCGGCGAGGCCCUGAGCGGAGCCUCCGCGCCGCGCUGCGCUCCCGCUCAGCGACUAUGGCCGGGGGAAGGCGAGGGCUGGUGGCGCCUCAGAACACGUUCCUGGAGAACAUCGUGCGAAGGUCUAACGAUACUAAUUUUGUCCUGGGUAAUGCCCAGAUCGUGGAUUGGCCCAUUGUCUACAGCAACGAUGGAUUUUGCAAGUUAUCAGGAUAUCACAGAGCAGAAGUUAUGCAAAAAAGCAGCACCUGCAGUUUUAUGUAUGGAGAGCUGACAGACAAAGAUACAAUCGACAAGGUCCGGCAAACAUUUGAGAACUAUGAGAUGAACUCCUUUGAAAUCCUGAUGUACAAGAAGAACAGAACACCUGUCUGGUUCUUUGUGAAAAUUGCUCCAAUUCGAAAUGAGCAGGAUAAAGUGGUUUUAUUUCUUUGCACUUUCAAUGACAUAACGGCUUUCAAGCAGCCCAUUGAGGAUGAUUCAUGUAAAGGUUGGGGGAAGUUUGCCCGCUUGACGCGUGCCCUCACGAGCAGCCGAGGGGUGCUGCAGCAGCUUGCUCCCAGCGUGCAGAAAGGAGAGAACGUUCACAAGCACUCAAGACUUGCUGAGGUAUUGCAGCUGGGUUCUGAAAUCCUCCCACAGUACAAACAAGAGGCACCAAAGACUCCACCACAUAUAAUUUUGCAUUAUUGUGUAUUCAAGACUACCUGGGACUGGAUCAUCCUGAUUUUAACCUUCUACACUGCUAUUUUGGUCCCUUACAAUGUCUCCUUUAAAACCAAGCAGAACAACGUGGCGUGGCUAGUAGUGGACAGCAUUGUAGAUGUCAUUUUUCUGGUUGACAUUGUGCUCAAUUUCCACACCACCUUUGUGGGGCCGGCAGGGGAGGUGAUCUCUGACCCCAAGCUGAUCCGCAUGAAUUACCUGAAGACCUGGUUUGUGAUUGACCUGCUCUCCUGCCUGCCUUAUGAUGUCAUCAAUGCAUUUGAGAACGUUGAUGAGGGCAUCAGCAGCCUGUUCAGCUCCCUCAAGGUGGUCAGGCUGCUGCGGCUGGGCCGCGUGGCCCGCAAGCUGGACCACUACAUCGAGUACGGGGCGGCGGUGCUGGUGCUGCUGGUGUGCGUGUUCGGGCUGGCCGCGCACUGGCUGGCCUGCAUCUGGUACAGCAUCGGCGACUACGAGGUCAUCGACGAGGACACCAACACCAUCCGCACCGAGAGCUGGCUCUACCAGCUGGGGGAGUCCAUCGGCACCCCCUACCGCUUCAACGCCUCCGGCUUCGGCAAGUGGGAGGGCGGGCCCAGCAAGGACUCCGUCUACAUCUCCUCGCUCUACUUCACCAUGACCAGCCUGACCAGCGUGGGGUUCGGCAACAUCGCUCCCACCACGGACGGGGAGAAGAUCUUCGCUGUGGCCAUGAUGAUGAUUGGCUCCCUUCUGUAUGCCACCAUUUUUGGUAACGUGACAACCAUAUUUCAGCAGAUGUACGCUAACACAAACAGAUACCAUGAAAUGCUGAACAGCGUCCGGGACUUUUUGAAGCUCUACCAGGUCCCCAAAGGACUGAGUGAACGUGUGAUGGAUUACAUUGUUUCCACCUGGUCAAUGUCCAGGGGAAUAGAUACUGAAAAGGUUUUGCAGAUCUGCCCUAAGGACAUGAGAGCAGAUAUCUGCGUUCACCUGAACCGCAAGGUUUUCAAGGAGCACCCCGCCUUCAGGCUGGCCAGCGACGGGUGCCUGCGGGCGCUGGCCAUGGAAUUCCAGACGGUGCACUGCGCUCCGGGAGACCUCAUCUACCACGCCGGGGAGAGCGUCGACAGCCUCUGCUUCGUGGUCUCGGGCUCCUUGGAAGUGAUCCAGGAUGAUGAAGUCGUUGCUAUAUUAGGCAAAGGAGACGUUUUUGGUGAUGUGUUCUGGAAGGAGUCGACUCUCGCCCAGUCCUGUGCUAAUGUGAGGGCUUUGACUUACUGUGAUCUGCAUGUGAUUAAAAGGGAUGCCUUGCAGAAAGUGCUGGAAUUCUACACUGCCUUUUCACACUCCUUCUCCAGAAAUCUCAUUUUGACCUACAACUUGAGAAAAAGGAUUGUGUUCCGGAAAAUCAGCGACGUCAAGCGGGAAGAAGAGGAGAGGAUGAAGAGGAAGAAUGAAGCGCCCCUGAUCUUGCCCCCGGACCACCCGGUGCGGCGGCUGUUCCAGCGGUUCAGGCAGCAGAAGGAAGCGCGGCUCGCGGCGGAGAGGGGCCGCGAUCCGGACGAGCUGGAUGUGGAGAAGGGCAAUGCCGUCGGGGAGCAGUCCUCUGCUCGCGCCGUGGUCAAGGCCAGCGUGGUGACGGUCCGGGAGAGCCCAGCGACGCCCGUGUCCUACCAGCCCGCCUCCACCUCCGCGGCCUCCGACCAGGCCAAGCUGCAGGCCCCGCCGGCGGAGCACACGGCCUGCAAGGCCUCGGGGGAGUACCCCCGGCGCAAAGGCUGGGCCAAGUUCAAGGAGGCCUGUGGGAAGGGCGAAGACUGGAACAAGGUCUCUAAAGCAGAGUCCAUGGAGACUUUACCUGAGAGAACUAAAGCUUCAGGAGAAGCUACCCUGAAGAAGACAGACUCUUGUGACAGUGGCAUUACAAAAAGUGACUUGCGCUUGGAUAACGCUGGGGAGACGAGAAGCCCGCAGGACCACAGCCCGGUCCUCACCGAGGUCAAGCAUUCCUUUUAUCCCAUCCCAGAACAGACUCUUCAGGCCACCAUGCUAGAAGUGAAGCAUGAGUUGAAAGAGGACAUCAAGGCUUUAAACACAAAAAUGACCAAUAUAGAAAACCAGCUUGCUGAGAUACUUAGGAUAUUGACCUCAAGAAGAAGCUCCCAGUCACCCCAGGAGUUGUUUGAAAUAUCGAGGCCCCAGUCUCCUGAAUCAGAAAAAGACGUGUUUGGAGCUAGCUGAGGUGUUUCUUUUUAAAAACAAACAAACCAACAAACAAAGAAACAGCCCCCUAACACUUUACAUUUAAUCUUUCUUGAAAACAAAUGAGGGAUCCGUUCACUAAGCAUGUUCCCUCUGUCUAAAAAGGUAUGGUAACAGGAAUUGCAACCUCAUGUCAAGAUGGCAGCUGACUUUGAAGCCUUUUUGACAGCAAGGGUACAGUUUCUAAAGUUUUUCUUUCCUCCCUUUGUCCUCAUUACCCCCCCCAGCCCCCUUCUCUCCCCUGGGAUGUUGGAAUAAGAAUUCUGACAGCAGCAGCCAUCCCCGUGAGCCCCAGGUGAUCUCUGAGGUUUUUGGAGCAUGCCUUAUGUCCUUAGCUCGGGUUAUGCCUAUCUGAAUAAGCACUUGCCAGGGUGCUUAUCUUUUCAGUGUUUGGUGGGUUGUUUGUUUUUUUGUUUUGUUGCUGCUGUCACUGUCUCAGUCACCUCUACAACACGUUGGAUGUCACAGUAUAUUUUCAUAAAGCUGUAAAAAUGCAAAGAGCAGUAGGAGACAUGUAUUUUACUGUGUGCUUAAGUUUCUUUUGGGUAGUCAAGGAAGGGCUAAUAAGAUGAAAAAAAAAUGUGGUUUUUAAUUUCAAACUGACAUACUGCUAAAACAAUUACAUUUGGCAACAUCUUCAAAAAUAGCCACAGUAUUUCAGAUCUAUUAAUAAAUGGGAUCUUCCACAAUCAUUCACUGAAUCAAAGAUAUGGUUUUUUCCAACCUUUUUAUGCUUUUUCAAAAAACUUCUCUUCUGUCUCAGAUGUCUUUCAACAUUUGAUACUUCUGCUUUCAACUCCAGCUGCUGGAGGGUUGGGUGUGAAGUGUACCUGAGAGCAGCCCUCAGCACAACAUAUUUGAAACAUCACUAACAGGUCCUGCAGAUUUGCCUCCCAAUGAAAAUAUACUGUGGCAUUUAUGUCCUGUUCUGCUAUGAAUCUGCUCUUUUAAUUCUUGUUAAAUUAUUAUUCAGAAGUUUCUGUUUUGAUAAUGUUCAUUGAAGCCAAAGGCUUUCACAGAAUUUUUAGCAGUGCCAGACAGUGGCAUUUUCCUCUACAUCCAGAUGUGUUGUUCCUGAUCUAAUCUAGCUUGGAAGCAAAUGGAUAGUAGAGGUAGAAAUUCAGUGCUUACUGUAUGCAAGUGCUAUUGUAGCAAGGAAACAAAGAGAUCUGCUUCUUAAAGAAGGAGAUGUUUCCAAAACUUAUAUUUUCAUAACUUUUUUCAGAGGAAGAUUGAAGCACUUUACCAAAACUAUUCUUCAUUAUUCAUAUAGGGUAGCAUAGAUGGUGUCAUGACUUGUGUUCUCACCUUGGGAUACAGGUGUAUAUUCACAGUACAUUCACUCCACUGAUCUGGUCUGUUCACUGGUUAACAGUAGCUUAGAUCUCAGAAGCAUGGUGCCAUACCACACUUUAAGGGGUUUUCAUCUUUCAUGUCAACAGGUCUUAACACUGUGUGUGUUAAAUCUCAUUCUUUUUCCUUGGUACUAAGUCAUUUACAAAGAAACACGGGAUUUUUUGGGGGGAAGAUUUUUGUUCAUGUUAAGUACAGAAGAGCAGGGAACACGAUCAAUUUUAAUGAUUUCUGCUGGCCUGAUGCUUGCACAGGGCAGUGCAGAACAGUGCCAGACUUCCCUGGGGAGCUGGGACGUCCACAGAUGACUGGCACAGUGGUGGGGCUGUGCCUUGCAAAGCUCCCAGCUCAGGUCCUGCUGUCAAGAGUGGUUGUUUCUACCUGUUCCUGCAGUAACUGCCCUUGCUCUCAAAGAUAACAAUUAUUCCAAGCCAGCACCACCAUUUCUUAGUCCAGAGGCAGGUGGUUUAGGAUUGGCUUUUAUUGUCUUACUCCUUGGUUUGGUAUGGAGGUGCCCACAGACUGUGAAUAAGGAUUGAAAUACUCCUGAGAAACAACUCCCAGGUUCAUAUCUGUAGGUUACCUUCUUCCCUCCCACAAGGAAAUGCAAGCAGGGAGAUGAGUUGCUCUGAAACCAAGAAGGUACUUCCUUAUUUCUGGUUCCAUGUUUAGGUUUUUCCAGUGGUACCUGGUGUCUUUUCCAGUUGCUCACUGCAGACGUGCAGUGCUGAGGGAGGCACUCUCUGACCAAAGCCACGCUGUUUGUGUUUGGUGCUUUAAUCACUCUAAGUAAGUGGCAGCAGGUACCUGCAACAGCAAUGGCAUGGCUGCCACAGAAACCCAUCCAUCCACAGUUUCUGUGAAAAACUUUGUCAUGAUUUUUUUUCUUUCUGGUCUUCUUAGACAGUAAUUACUACCUAAGUAAACCCCAGGUGUACUGAUAUACAAGGAUUUGUAACUGAUUUCCAGCAAGUUUUUAGAGACUGCCUUGGAGUCAGUUUCCUGAUCCAGGCAAAUUCCUCACCAGCAUGACAUUCAUGACACUUCUCUUCAUGAAGUUUUUGAAAGGCUGAAGGUCUUAGCAAGUCAUUUGUGAAAGUGACACCCAUUUACCUGCAGCUGGAUAAACAUGGACCUGAGCUUAUCCCAGGUGGACAAGGGAGGAAAUGUUUAUAGCCUCCCAAGAAUGUGCCUAGUAUCUCCAGAACUGCAGUGCAAACCUAAAAGUAAAUGUGCAGUUGCAGGUCACCGGCCCUUUGUUGCUGAUACUGAAUUGAAUUGUUUCUCAGUGAUAUUUUUGUGUGCCCUCAGGGAUAUGUCAAAGGUUAUUCUGCUGUUGUUGAUUGCCCAGCCUGGAAUCCCACCAGGACCAGCCCCAGAAGCCCCCUAAUUGUAAUAAUUGCCCAGGCUGUGAACAAAGGCAGACAAGUCCCCAUUUUCUGGGGAUGCUCCUUGUGUAGCGUGAUGCUCAGAAUGAUACCAAACUCCUCCCCACCCUGUAUAACAGUGAUUGGGUGAACCCAGUCCUUUUCUAAGGCUUUUUUCAGGCUCUUACAAUGGCCUAUAAAGACAUUUACUAUUUGUAAAGCCCUCAAAGAUUGUAACACACACCUGAAUUCUACUUAAAACUUAAUGUCUUUGAAGAUUAUGGCCAAAUUUAACUUUGCUAUGGUCAGGAAAUGGCAGAGAAACUCUGCUUGCUCCUUACAAUGACAUUUCAGGGUGUCUGCUCCAGGUGAGCCCAGACAGGAGUCAGUGCCAGUCAGACCUGCACAGCUGUAGCUGAGAUUAGGUCCAUUAUUAUGAACUGUCAGGCACUAACACUGGUUGUAGAAGAGUACAUCAUCCCUCAGCAACCUGUAUUUGUUGUAAGAGAAUUUGAAAAAAAGUACUGUCUAGGAUGAGUUUUGGAGUUUGGAUUCCCUGGACUAUUGAGUGGUUUAAAAAUUAACAAAUCCAUGCCCACUCCUUUGAACCCCAGGCUAAUCUGAACCUGUGCUAUGGUGCUCAGGCUCUGCUGAUGCAGCACUUUUCCUUUAAAGAGUGGCAAAAAGCCCCUAUGUUACAAAUCUGUCUUUCUCCACUGAGCCUUAUACUCAGACAGAUGCCCAUGGCUGGAUGGCAUGUGGACCCAUCAGAAUUGUUAUUAGUUCUUUGAUUUUAUUUGUCAGCUUUUCCUUUUUCUCUUGUUCCUCUCUACGUGUUGGCUAAGCCUUUUCACUUAAUUAUUUUCCAGCUUAGAACUGAAGGAUCUCUGAAAAUAAGACUCUGCCCCUUCACAAGGAAAUGUUUGUAGAUGGUAUAAAGAAAAAACCCAAACAAAAACCAAAGCCUCAGUUUUGACUGUGUUCUGGCAUAGUGCUUCUGCCAUUUAACAACCUGCUAAACGACCUGCAUCAUUCUAAAGGAGAUGAUGUGACUAUAUGGUCCAUUCUGACUAUAUGGUGUAAUUAAAUUCCAGCCAAAAGAAGGUAGUUGAGGGAAGGAGCCUGUAUUAUGAUUUGGUCAAAUGGGAACUUCUGAAAGUUCAUGCUUAAAUGGUUACAAAGAAUAAAAAUAUGCAGCAUAUGAAAAAGGAUUAAAAAAGCAAACCCCAGCCCUCACCCCUACCUUGUUCAGAUACAUUUACUUCUGUCUGGUAUUACAAGUAUACUUGUGAAAACACCAUUCUUCCUUUAAAUCUCUUCCACAGUUCUGCCCUGAGCCCCAGCGAACACCCUGUUUAACAGCUUCGGAGGCGAUGCUCUGUUCUACAGCACUUCCCUUAAUGAACUGAACAAGAUACUUACUGUGACUAUCUGGUGAUAUAUUUUCAAUCACUCUUAACCAAUCUGUGAGAGAAUUGAUGACAUAAUUUGUCUUUGCUAUAUAAACAACGAGGUGUAUGAUUACGCUUGUGCAGAUGCGUGUACAUACACACAUAUAUAUAAUAUCUGUGUAUAGAUAAGUCUAUGGAUUGCAUUUCUGUUAAGUAAAAGCACAUUCCUCAUUGAUUCCAGUCAAGAAGGGAGCUUAAAUCUUCCCAGCAGACAUCCACUGAGUGUCCUGUUAGUGUCUUGUUUGUUAACUGUUGAACUUUUAAGGCCAUGAUUUUUGAUUUUUCUAGCUGGCCUCAACUUCAUACUGUGAGUCUGGUAGAUAGUGUGACUAAGAGAAGAUCUGGUGAGGGUCAUGAUAGUCAGGAAAGAGAAAUCCCUGUGAAAUUGGAAAAAUGCUGUGUCCUAGUUGGUGGGGAUAAGGCUUAGAAGCUGGUGUUUGUUGCUCACAGUAUCUCUGAAGCCAAGCUGCCCUGGUAGUGUUCAUCAUGGCUUUUCCUGCAAGAGAGAUGGUGGAAUAGAUGGAUGUAUUUUUUUCUGGUACCAGGGACUGUCUUAAAGGUGCUGAGCCUAUCCUUCUUCUCAUGGGCAGCAUAACACAUGGUUGCUGCAGCUCUGCUUUCUUGUCCUGGUGUUACGUGGCAAAAAGCAUCUUCUACUGAAUUUUUCAUUUCCACAUAGUCUCCUGUGGGUGUAUUGGCAAUAACAAAGUCUGUGUUUUUGCUGCACUUGUGAUACAUCAAGACAAACCUUUUAGAGAGAGUCCCAUGCAGGGGGAGCUCCAGAAAUUUGAGGUGAGGCACAGUAGGAUACUGUAUCCUCCAAUCUGACAUCAUUUUGACCACAUUGUUGUGGGAAGCAUUGAUUCAAUUAAAUAAAAACAAAGCUUUUUUUGCAAUAAGAUAUAUCCAGCAUUUAGCCUUAAGACCCUUUCAUAAGUGAUAUAAUUCAAACUGUGAUUCCAUUCUUCUUCCUUCUUAAUGUUCUGUAGUAUUUACAGUGUUGCCUAAAGAUGAAGCACUUUGGUUAGCUUUCUAAAUCUAAUGGAAAUCACUUGCUGGUAAUCACAUUUCUUUCUCCACUUAUUGCCUUCUUAUUAGGAUAAUUAAUUACUCCAAUUGCCCUCUCCCCUCAUAAAACAAAGAGACAUAGAUAUUGUCUAAACACUUUUGUAUAUCAGGGAGCCAACCUGUCAUAUUGCAAAAGUGUUUCACAGGCUUUUUUUUACAGAUCAACAAAGCUAAUGUGAAUUUACCUGCAACUGUAAUUUGUUUGAAGCUGAUUGUUGAGUGUUGUGUAAACAUAUUUGAUGUGUAAUCCCAGAACAUCUCUGUAACUGGAUCCAAAUGCCUGAUGUUAACAAAACAGUUCGGGGUUUUCACUAACUGUUCUGAAAGGCUCACGGGCUUCUUUCUUCUUCCCACUAAAUCUGUGACCACUAACAUAGAAGAAGAAUCAUUUUAGCUGUAGAUGAAAGAAGUUCAAUAAUCUUGUAUCAGGAUGAACUGCUAUAUAAAGAAAUACCAAGUUUUCCAAUGAAUGUGUUAUAUUACUGUACCUACAUACAAUCAAUAUUUGUACAUCUGUUGGAGACCUGUCUGCGUUUCAAUAUUUAGCCACCACUGCAUGGACACUUGAUUGAUAUGCAGUUAAUGCAGUUGCUUUGGCGCUUUUCAAUGUACUUCACUUGUUUUUAUCCUUUCAGAAAUCCACCAAAUACUCUCAGUUCUUUUUCUUUGCAUUUGUCACUUUGUUCAAUGAAGCAUGACUAGAAACAGAGAAUGAGUAGAUACUAUUUUUGUGGUCAGCAAAGCAGCUGCCAGUAGAUGGACGGUGUGUGUAUGUAUGUGUGUAUACACACUGUCUGGGAAUGUUUCAGAUACAAAUGCAGCCACCUCCAUUAAUGAUAUCCCUAGUCAACAUUUUUAAACAAGCACAAAUAAUAUUUGUAAAAAAAGAAGUUUAAUUUUAUUUAUUAUAGUAAUAAACUAUUUUAUACAUUA